UCUCCCACUCACAUUUCUCCUUUCUUUAUUCUUCAUUUUAUAUCAUUUAAUUAUUUUAAUAUUUUAUUUUUCUAAUUUAACUUGUUGGUAUUAAUAAAUUUUGCUAAUUCAUGCUUCUUCUAAUUAAUUAAUUUAUCAUAGUAAUAUUUAUUUAAUUUGUCAGUAUCAUUAUUUUGUUAAUAAUAAAAAUAAUAUUAUUGUAUUUCUCUAGUUUCUUCUUCUUCUUCUUUUUUUCAAAAUCAAUAAUAAUGAAGAUUAAUAUAAUAGAAUCAACAAUGGUGAAACCAUCAAAGCCAACUCCUUCAGAAAUAUUAUUUAACUCAAAUACUGAUUUAGUUGUUAAAAGUCAUGUUUUGACUGUUUAUUUCUUCAAGCCAAAUACUAUUACCACUAAUUUUUUUGAUAUAAAAAUUAUGAAAGAGGGUUUAAGUAAUGUUUUAGUAUCAUUUUAUCCAAUGGCUGGAAGAUUAAUAUGGGGUAAUUAUAAGGAUAAUAAUGGAGGAGAAAAAAGAAUGGAAAUUAAUUGUAAUGAAGAAGGUGUAUUAUUUGUUGAAGCAAAAUGUGAUGAUACUAUUAUUGAUGAUUUUGGUGAUUUUGUUCCAAGUUUGGAAAUGGAGAAAUUAAUUCCAAAUAGUUGUGGUGACAUUUUUAUUCUUCCACUUGUCAUGACUCAGGUGACUCGUUUCAAGUGUGGUGGAGUCUGCUUAGGUCUUGGUAUUUCACACACAUUAGUUGAUGGUGUUUCAGGCAUGCAUUUUAUAAAAUCGUGGUCAGAAAUGACACGUGGAUUCUCUGUCAUCACGGUCCCACCGGUGUUCGAUCGGUCUUUCCUUCGUGCACGGGACCCACCGAGACCGACCUUUGAUCAUGUCGAGUAUCACCCUCCACCGACCCUGAAGAACAUCCAGGGUCAAGUUGAUCAAGUUAACGUCCCAAACUCCAGUACCACGGCCAUGUUUAAGAUCACAAGCGACCAACUGACCCUCCUCAAAACCAAAUCCGAGUACAAUGGAAGCACUUACGAAGUCAUCGCGGCUCAUAUCUGGCGUUGCAUGUGUAAGGCACGUACCCUAGAUGACGACCAGUUGACAAAGUUAAAGGCUGCUACAAAUGGUAGGACAAGACUCUGUCCUCCCCCACCACAAGGUUAUAUAGGAAAUGUUGUCUUCACAGCUACACCAAUAGCGAAAUCCGGCGAACUUCUAUCAGAGCCACUAGCUAUAACUGCGCGAAGAAUUCACGAUGCAGUGAUAAGAAUGAACGACGAAUACUUAAGAUCGGCCAUAGAUUACCUCGAAUUAAACAAAGAUUCAUAUAAAUCAAUCCAAUGGCCUAUUUUUGAUCCAAAUCCUAAUGUUAAAAUUAACACUUGGAGUAAGUUGCCAGUCUAUGAUUGUGAUUUUGGAUGGGGAAAGCCAAUUCAUAUGGGACCUGCUUCUCUUUUGAAUGAAGGAUUGGUGUAUAUUUUGCCAAGUUCAAAUAAUGACAAGAGUUUGACAUUGGCUAUGUGUUUAAAUUCUCAUCAUAUGCCACUUCUUGAGAAGUAUUUGUAUGACUUCUGAAAAGUUUGGUCUCUGUAUUGUUCCAAUUUUCUCGAAUGUCCUCGAUCUGACAGGGCAUGAUUAUAUUUAAGUGUGUUUGAGUGUUGGUUUUUAUUAAGGUUGGUGUUUGGGGAUAUUUGGGUGUGUGGGUGGGUGAGGGGUUGGGGUUGGGGGUUGAAUUGUUUUUUCAAAUUUUUUUUAAUUGUAAUAAAAAGAAAUGGAGACACAAUGUAAUAUCUACUUUGAUAUAUUUAUUGUUUGUAAUAAUUUAAUAUGUUGUUGAUUCUUGAGUUAUCAUGUAGUUUCUUAUUCUUCUAUGUAUAUUACUAUCUAUUGGUCUUUU
This is a messenger RNA of Capsicum annuum, 1884 nucleotides long. RefSeq names its product shikimate O-hydroxycinnamoyltransferase. Gene Ontology annotation, molecular function: acyltransferase activity, transferring groups other than amino-acyl groups. The record is from RefSeq and is a predicted model, not a curated record. The transcript has 2 exons. Bases 249 to 1562 code for a protein of 437 amino acids. NCBI's taxonomy places the organism in Eukaryota, Viridiplantae, Streptophyta, Magnoliopsida, Solanales, Solanaceae.